AUGAACGACACUGAUGCUGAGGAACGAGGCAGUACACCAAGUGAGAAAGAACAACAUGUUUCUUUCUCCAUCUCUUCCAUCGUGAGUACAUUCUGUGAGUUGAGCGAAGGCAUUAAGACUGCUAUCGUGCGUUUGCAUAAGAAUGGUCACUCCUCAUCUGAGAUUGCUGUUUCUCUUCAUGUGAACAGCAGAACAGUUUGGUAUGUUGUUCAGAAGUUCAAGGAGAGAGGAACUGUCUCUGCUGCAAAGAGAUCUGGACGUCCUAGAAAAACUGACAGUCGUUUUGACCGUCGCCUCAAGAUUCUGUCAUUAAAAGACGGCUUCAAAACAGUCCCUAUGUUGGGUCAAGAAAUGUCUGUGGAGACUGGAAUCGAAGCAUCCAACAGGACCAUCCAGAGGAGGCCUUGUGCAGCUGGUCUUUACGGCUUUGUUGCAAAGAAGAAGCCAUUCAUCUUAGAGUGCAACAGGACAAUCGUCUUGCCUUUGUGCGUGAGCAUCAACGUUGGACAUAGGGUCCAGGGUGCCCUAAAAUCUGACCAAUACCUAAGAAUCCUUCAACAAGAAAUGGUGUCAAGCAUGAAAGACUUGUUUUGCCACAACAAAGCCAUUUUCCAGCAGGACAAUGAUCCAAAGCACAUGGGGAAGGUGACCAAAGCGUGGCUUAGCAAGCAGCCGUUUCAUGUCCUUAAGUGGCCUCUGGAGAGCCCUGACUUGAAUCUCAUUGAGAACUUAUGGGAAAUCCUCAAUCAGAACCGGGACAAGUCAAAGAGAAACUAG
Molecule: messenger RNA, 777 nt
Organism: Corticium candelabrum
Lineage: Eukaryota; Metazoa; Porifera; Homoscleromorpha; Homosclerophorida; Plakinidae
Exons: 2
Coding region: 1-777 (258 amino acids)
Molecular function (GO): nucleic acid binding
Source: RefSeq, a predicted model, not a curated record